AAAUUCAGUUCCUAGUUUCAAAACCCUCGCUAAAACCCUCCCAAAAGCAAGAGCUCCUCGUCUUCCUCAGCAUAAACCGUCUCUGCUUCGCCGUCCCACCGCCGGCGACUCUUCCUUUGGAUUCAUUCAGUCCGUCUCCGGCGAGGUGGUCGGACCGUGCUUCGAACUAGGCGAGAGCAAAUCGGUCGGUUUCAAUCUCCUCCCUUUCCGACGGCAUGAGCUCGUCAAACAUCAGGGACCUCUUGACGGCGUUCAGCCCUUCGUCGGAAUUCUUCGCCAUCAGCUCCGGAGAUGGCCGGAUCAAGAUUUGGGAUACUUUGAAAGGGCAGAUUCAGACGGAGUUUGCGGACAUUGCGGCGAAUGAUCGGACGGACGUGUUUAUGAAGCCGGACAGGGGUCACCUUUCGGUCGAUUACACCUGCAUGAAAUGGUUGGAUUUGGGGAAACAGAGGAAAAGAAAGCAUGGGGGCUCGUUGAUAGUUUUAGGAACAGGCGGGGGUGAUGUCCUAGCACUGGAUGUAGCAUCUGGUGAAUUGAGAUGGAGAAUCAGUGACUGUCACCCUGGGGGUGUAACUGCCAUCUCGUUUUCUGGGCAAGGGUCACGCGCUUACACUGGUGGUGCUGAUGGGAUGAUUUGUGAAAUUGAUCCCAUGACAGGAAACUCCUUAAAAAGGUUCAGAACUUCAACAAAGGCUAUAUCUGCCAUCUCCGUUUCAUCUGAUGGAAGUGUACUAGCUUCUGCAUCUGCACAAGUAAAGAUAUAUAGUUGCUCAGGUCACAAAAAGAUACAGAAGUUUUCUGGCCAUCCUGGAGCUGUUCGCUCUAUGAUCUUUACUAAUGAUGGGAAGUACGUUCUUUCCUGUGCUGCUGGUGAAAGAUACAUUGCUGUUUGGCAAGUUGAUGGUAGCAAAACGCACUCAGCAAGCUGUACACUGUCCAUGGAGCAUCCUGCAGUCUAUCUUGACAGCAAAUACAUUGGUAACGGAGAAGAAGAUCUCAAAGGCCUGUAUGUUUUGGCUCUUACGGAGACUGGUGUUUGUUAUUUCUGGUUUGGACAGAACACUGAGGAACUACGCGAUUCGAUACCUGCAAAAGUCUCUUUAUCUAUUGAGGACUCUUUAUUGAAGAAUCAUCAUGGUGCACCUACAAUACUUGCUGCAAAAUUACAAGGCAUUCCAAGUCGUGCAUCUGGGCACAUUUUUAUUUCCCAUGGUCUGCUAGUCAAGCCACUCUUUCAGAAAAUUUUAGUGCAUUCUGGCAAAAACAUGAAAUUGAACAGCUCCUUAGAUGGGAUUCUUUUGCCCACUGGUCAAUCCCUGGUUAGGGCUAAGAGAGGGCAAGAUGUAAGCAAUAAAGCAGUGACGGCAUUGGAUCGAGCAAAUGCUGAAGAUGCCCUGCUUCCAGUUCCAACUUUUAGUGAUUUGGGAGAAAGAAAGAAACCAAAUCAAUAUUCUGGCAUUGACCCUGAUGAGGUAAUUGCUGAUAUAGUCAACAGCAGGAGUCGAGCAAAAUCUUUGGAGAGCGAACAAAUGCAUGUUUCUGCAGAUGAUGAUUUUGAAGUGGGCACGUCUACAGUAUGCCUGGAGGACCAGUUAAGAUCGCUAGGAUUUAUCAGUGGAAAUGAUGGUUCUUUACAUAGAUCGGCUCCUGAUCCUGCUUUCUUGAAGGAUAUAAAUCUCGAAGUCAAUCUUUCAAAUAAAAAGAUGAGGGAUACUAUUUUAUCUAUGGGAGCAAGUGAUGCAUACAACCUACUGAGAAAGCUUUUGGCCUUGUGGCAGUCAAGGUCAUCUAAUGCAAAGCUAGUACUUCCAUGGAUUAGCAGGAUAUUGGUCAUUCACAGUGAUUAUGUCCUUUCUCAGGAACCAAUGACUGAGCUGCUUUAUUCUUUGGGCAAGACUGCAAAAGCUAGAGGGGCGGCCAUCCGACCAUUACUGCAGUUAGUUGGUCGGCUGCAGCUUGUUGUCACUCAGAUUGACAAGGCCACACACAAUCAAACUAGAGAUUCUCUUCAAGAGCGUCAAGCUGAUGAAAGUGAUGAUGAGGAUGAAGACAUUGAUCACGUCUUUUACAGGGAUGAGGAUGAAUCUGGACAAACUAGCGAUGAUACAGAUGAUGAGUAGAAGCUCUAAAUUUUAAGAGUGUGAAACUUGCUCAAGAUGGAGAUACUCUCUUGGGGCAAGUCACUGGUCAAGUUGCAGCUGCACCUGGAGACUAUCAUACAUAUGCUGCCAAUUUUGUUCCCUCCACAAUUUUCCGAUCCCGACCGCGUGUGCUGGUCUCAGGCAAUUACCAUGACGACAAAGACCACCACAGGCUGGCCGUUGCGGUAGUGGUCGUCGCCCUACAGUGUAUUAUGGCAUCUCUGUUUAUACUUUUCUAAAAUUUGUUUUCUUACUUAGUCAAUCACAUCCCCCAUCUAUCAAACACUCUAUAGACUGUUUAUAUGUAUCUGUCCUUGUAUCCGGUGUUUUCUCAAACAAAGAAUAUCACGUAAAAAAUCCGAAGGACUUCUUGUUUGA
Messenger RNA from Syzygium oleosum, 2519 nucleotides. RefSeq lists its product as uncharacterized. The coding region runs from base 216 to 2120 and encodes 634 amino acids. Gene Ontology annotation, molecular function: protein binding. The transcript has 13 exons. The record is from RefSeq and is a predicted model, not a curated record. NCBI's taxonomy places the organism in Eukaryota, Viridiplantae, Streptophyta, Magnoliopsida, Myrtales, Myrtaceae.